Erinaceus europaeus (western European hedgehog) is the source of this 2466-nucleotide messenger RNA. RefSeq names its product solute carrier family 6 member 3 (gene SLC6A3). The record is from RefSeq and is a predicted model, not a curated record. Gene Ontology annotation, cellular component: plasma membrane; presynaptic membrane; neuronal cell body membrane. Gene Ontology annotation, molecular function: dopamine:sodium symporter activity; norepinephrine:sodium symporter activity. Gene Ontology annotation, biological process: dopamine uptake involved in synaptic transmission; sodium ion transmembrane transport. NCBI's taxonomy places the organism in Eukaryota, Metazoa, Chordata, Mammalia, Eulipotyphla, Erinaceidae. The transcript is spliced from 14 exons. The coding region runs from base 14 to 1852 and encodes 612 amino acids.
AGCCACAUUCACCAUGAGUUUCUGCAGGAGCCCGGGGGCACCCCUGUCCUCUGGGGGGCACCCCGUGGAGGAAGCCCGGGCCACGGCCCCCCGGGAGCUGGAGGUGGUGCUCCUUAAGGAGCAGAAUGGGGUGCAGCUCACUCACUCCACACUGACCAGCCCCCCGCACACCCCUGGGGAGCCCCAGGAGCGCGAGACCUGGGGCAAGAAGAUGGACUUUCUGCUGUCUGUCAUCGGCUUCGCAGUAGACCUGGCCAAUGUGUGGCGCUUCCCCUACCUUUGCUACAAGAACGGCGGCGGUGCCUUCCUGGUCCCCUACCUGCUCUUCAUGGUCAUCGCUGGGAUGCCACUGUUCUACAUGGAGUUGGCUCUAGGGCAGUUCAACAGGGCGGGGGCUGCCGGCGUCUGGAAGAUCUGCCCCCUCCUGAAAGGCGUGGGCUUCACGGUCAUCCUCAUCUCGUUGUAUGUGGGCUUCUUCUACAACGUGGUCAUUGCCUGGGCACUGCACUACUUCCUGUCGUCCUUCACGCUCGAGCUGCCCUGGACCAGCUGCAACCACACCUGGAACAGCCCCGCCUGCCUGGACACCCAGGGGAGUCCCAACCGCAGCUCCCACACCUCUCCUGCUGCAGAGUACUUUGAGAGGGGUGUCCUUCACUUGCACAAGAGCCAUGGCCUGGAUGACCUGGGCCCCCCAGACUGGCAGCUGACCGGCUGCCUGGUAGUGGUCAUUGUGCUGCUGUACUUCAGCCUGUGGAAGGGGGUGAAGACCUCGGGCAAGGUGGUGUGGGUGACGGCCACGCUGCCCUACGUGGUGCUCCUGGCCCUGCUGCUGCGGGGGGUCACGCUGCCGGGCGCCCUGGACGGCAUCCGUGCCUACCUCAGCGUGGACUUCCGCCGGCUCUGUGAGGCCUCGGUCUGGAUCGAUGCUGCCACCCAGAUCUGCUUCUCGCUGGGCGUGGGGUUUGGGGUGCUGAUUGCUUUCUCCAGCUACAACCAGUUCACCAAUAACUGCUACCGGGACGCCAUCAUCACCACGUCUGUGAACUCGCUGACCAGCUUCUCGUCCGGCUUUGUGGUUUUCUCUUUCCUGGGCUACGUGGCCCAGAAACACCGCGUGCCCAUCAGCGCCGUGGCCACAGACGGUCCAGGGCUCAUCUUCAUAGUCUACCCAGAGGCCCUGGCCACCCUGCCACUGUCCUCUGCCUGGGCUGUCGUCUUCUUCAUCAUGCUGCUGACUCUGGGCAUUGACAGUGCCAUGGGUGGCAUGGAGUCCGUGGUCACGGGCCUGGUGGAUGAGUUCCGACUGCUGCGCCGUCACCGUGAGCUCUUCACGCUGCUGGUCGUGGGGGCCACCUUCCUGCUGUCCCUCUUGUGUGUUACCAACGGCGGCAUCUAUGUCUUCACACUGCUGGACCACUUUGCGGCCGGGACGUCCAUCCUGUUCGGGGUCCUGGUUGAAGUCAUCGGCGUGGCCUGGUUCUAUGGAGCACAGCAGUUCAGUGACGACAUCAAACUCAUGACCGGGCAGCGGCCGAGCCUCUACUGGCGUCUGUGCUGGAAGCUGGUUAGCCCCUGCUUCCUGCUGUUCGUGGUGGUGGUGAGCAUCUCUACCUUCCGGCCCCCGCACUAUGGCUCCUACAUCUUCCCCGCCUGGGCCAACGCUGUGGGCUGGGCCAUCGCCGCCUCCUCCAUGGCCAUGGUGCCCGUGUACGCUGCCUACAAGCUGUGCAGCCUGCCCGGCUCCCUGCGUGAGAAGCUGGCCUACGCCAUCACACCGGAGAGAGAGCACCCGCAGGUGGACAGCGGGGAGGUGCGCCAGUUCACGCUACAACACUGGCUGAUGGUGUAGCGUGGAUGGCAGACACCCCAGGACCGUCCUCCGUGCCAUCUCCGUGAUGCCAGCCCUCUCCCCUGGUCACACCCAGCCUGUCCCCUGCCGCCGCCCCUUGCCGGCUGGGGACAAGGUCACAGCACGGCCACGGUGCAUCGAGCCAGUCCACAGAACCUUCUGGGCCAAGGAGCCGGCUCCCCUGUUGCUGGCUGGGCCCCGGCCCCUGGCGGCGUGGGCGGCAUGAGGGGGCAAUGCUCCCCCCUGCAGCCUCGAGGACACCGGACACAGCUGCCCACUGAGCUUCCUUGCUAUGGACCCCAGACCACAGGAGAUGACCGUCCCCAAGCCAGAGGGUCCCCCCCUGGCUCCAGCAGGUCGCCCGGCCCCCGGGACCUCAGCCCCUGCCGGUGGUGUCCACUCUCGUGGCAUGCGAGGAGAAAGCCAGAUGGGCAGCUGUGGCAAGGACUCCUCAUGGGGCAGGGACGAACAGGUGCUGGGCCCCUGUCCCUCGCCAGGCCAGAAUGAGGCCACCAACCCGCUGACCUGGCCCCCUCAGACACCCGUGUUGUCCCUGUCUGUCUGUCCGAGCGUCUUGUGCAGGUCACUCAACAAUAAAGAAACUGGAGAUGCUG